AUGGCGCUGCUCGUUGGCUUCCAAAGAGGAGACGUUACGCCACACUUGGAGGGGAAAGAGUGGCCUGACAAGGCCAGCAUGGAAGAGGAGUUGGCCAGGGAGGCCUCUGAGGUGGAGGAAGAGGCUCCCAGGACCUCCUCCACAGCCCAAGAGGUGGAAGAGGAGAUAGUCGUGCCGACUUCGGCUUCCGUGGAGGAGGACACCACAGGGCCUGUAUCCACAUCCUUAGAUAUGGGGGAGGACCACAAACAGACCUCCCUCAGCCCUUCGGAGUGGGAGGAGACCUCUGAGUCAGCAGCCCCACAAGCCCUGAGUCUCAGUGGAACCUCCUCCCUCCCGGUGGAGGAGUCUGGGGGCUUCUGGUCCUCCUCCACGCCUCCCUCGCCCGCAACGUCCCCUCUUCCCUGGAAAGGGCAGCGGGACGGGCUGCAGUCCCUGGGCGAGGAAGGGGGCAGCGAGGGCCGGCAGCGGAGCAGCAGCCCGACUGAGAGGAAGGCAAAGAAGAAGGCCCUGGCUAAGAAGGGAGCUCUGAACUACACGGUGCGCCCCGUGGUGCCAGCAGAGAAGGCAGAGCUCGUGGCGGUGGCCAAGGCCAUGCACCGGGAUAACUUUGGGAGGAACGUGAAGGAGCUCUUCCACCUGGAGAGGGAGGCAGCCCUGAAGUCCAUGGAGACAGGUCUCUACAUCGGCUGGCGCUGCCCUGAAUACCUGUGGGACUGCUUCCGGGUGGGCGAUGAGUCCAAGUGCUUCUGCGGCCACCUCCUGAAGCAGCACCAGAUCUACGUGGAGCGCCGAGCGACCGUGCCCUGCACCCUCCCGCAGUGCAAGUGCCCGACCUUCACGUUCGUCCCGUCGCGGCCCGAGGAGGUGGGCGAGUUCUGGCUGAAGAGGCGAACGGGCUUCGACCCGGCCGCCUGGCGCGCUAAGUGCCGCUGCAAGCACACGCACGAGGACCACGCGCCGCUCGGAUCCCGCGCCUGCGAGGCCCCAGGCUGCUCCUGCGGGGCCUUCGCCUCCAGCUUCCUGUGUGCGGCCUGCGACCGGUGCUGGGAAGAGCACGAAACCUUCUUUGAGUCGGAGGAGACGCGCCGCAAAGGGGGCCGCCCAUACGGGGAGGCCUAUUUGCCCUUUGCCGAGAUGCCCGAGCUGUGCAACGCCGUGCUGACAGGGCGGCCCGAGGACGACUCCGCCUUCCAGGCUCUCCAGGCCCGGGGGGGCUUCUUCUGCCUGCCCGCCCCCUCCGGCUCACGCCCCCCUCUGCCUCUUCCCCCCUCAGGGCCCCCCCGCCGGAUGCCGGAGAAAAAAGACGACAGGAAGGCCUGA
This is a messenger RNA of Heteronotia binoei (common prickly gecko), 1323 nucleotides long. It is a transcript of the gene FAM221B, whose product is annotated as family with sequence similarity 221 member B. The record is from RefSeq and is a predicted model, not a curated record. Lineage: Eukaryota; Metazoa; Chordata; Lepidosauria; Squamata; Gekkonidae. The coding region runs from base 1 to 1323 and encodes 440 amino acids. The transcript is spliced from 7 exons.